Molecule: messenger RNA, 785 nt
Organism: Notothenia coriiceps (black rockcod)
Lineage: Eukaryota; Metazoa; Chordata; Actinopteri; Perciformes; Nototheniidae
Product: neural cell adhesion molecule L1-like protein
Exons: 6
Coding region: 237-785 (182 amino acids)
Biological process (GO): axon guidance; homophilic cell-cell adhesion; dendrite self-avoidance
Cellular component (GO): axon; plasma membrane
Molecular function (GO): cell-cell adhesion mediator activity
Source: RefSeq, a predicted model, not a curated record
GUAGCAUCCAGGGGAGGAGGGAGGGUCUCGAAGCGAAGUACCGUUACGUGCACGAGCGAACCUCCCUCCGCACUCUUCCUUCCAGCGGUGGAGAAAAUACAACUUUCUGAACGGUUGCCACGACAUUAGUUGCACCUGAAGGUACCCCAUCCUCAGCGCGCCAGAGAAAUGAACUGAGGACCGAGCAGCAGACAGCACGCGUUACUUGAGGACGUCCGAUAUUCAAAAGACAAACCAUGAGGUUACAGAAGAGCCCGGGAUUGGCCGCCGUGCUUUGCCUGAUCAUCUGUAUGUGUGCCUUCUAUGCAACGACAGCCUUCGACAUCCCACUGGAGGUUUUAGGUCAUGUAAACAUCGAGCAGCUGCCCACCAUCACCGAUCAGUCGCCCAGCUCUCUCAUCGCCUUCCCCUUCGACGAGAGCUUCCCGAUGAUGUGCGAAGCCAAGGGAAACCCCGAGCCAGAAUUCAGAUGGACCAAGAAUGGCCAGGAAUUCGACCCCGAUCUAGACCCCCGACUGAUGAAAGAGGAGAAUUCUGGGACCUUUGUGAUACCUAAUAAUGGGAACCUCACAGAGUACCAGGGAAACUAUCGCUGUUACGCCUCAAACAGACUGGGGACCGCCAUAUCCAAGGAGAUUGAGUUCAUUGUGCCCCAUGUCCCAAAGUUUCCUAAAGAGACCCUGGAUCCUGUGGAGGUGGAGGAAGGCCAGGCUUUGGUUUUAGAGUGUAACCCCCCUCAAGGGAUACCCCCCCUCCAGAUCUACUGGAUGACCAUCAGUAAGUGA